Molecule: messenger RNA, 878 nt
Organism: Hordeum vulgare subsp. vulgare (domesticated barley)
Lineage: Eukaryota; Viridiplantae; Streptophyta; Magnoliopsida; Poales; Poaceae
Exons: 3
Coding region: 253-609 (118 amino acids)
Biological process (GO): photosynthesis
Cellular component (GO): photosystem I
Source: RefSeq, a predicted model, not a curated record
AUCUAUUUCAAGCAGCCCCUAAAUGGCAGAAGGUCUGAGGUGUGACUUGUGCAGAACCCAAGCAGUACUGCAUAUGGUCAGAAUUACCCCUGUCUGUUUCCAUCCAGAGAAAAUCUUGUGGCCUUGGUCCAUUCCAGGAUUUUCAACAUAUCAAGUAGUAGCAACCUGGCUACGCUUCCAUGUAUACGAAUUAAGAGAGCAGACUGGAGAGCAAACUCAUCUCAUCCCACGGCUAAGCCUCCAGGUAAACUGAUGGACACAAUCAGAAGGCCGGUCGCAGCAGCUUCAUCUCUUCAUCAUUCAGCGGCAAAGCAUCUGGUCACCUUGGCUCAGAGGAAUGGAGUUAACAGGAGGUGCCUCCUCACUCUGCUGGCAUCCGUCGCAGCCGUACCCGAGGCGAGUGAAUCAAGAAAGGCCCUAUUGCAAGAUUAUGUGAAGAGAUCAAAGGAAAAUAAAGAAAAGAAUGACAAGGAGAGGCGGGACGACGUUUACAAAAGGAAUUACAAGGAUUAUUUUGGAUUCAUGGAAGGGCCGGUCAGAGAGAAGCCAGCAGAGCAGCUCACGGAGUCGGAGAAAGGAAUUCUCGCGUGGCUGGACAAGAAUAAGUAGCUAGGGUUGAACAUGUGAGGCGCCAACCCAAUAGCUGAAACAGCUUUUUCUGUAGGAAAAUUCCUUCCACAGUGAAGUUCUCAUCAAUGAGCUAAUAAGCUUAGCAUAUAGCACCUCACUUGCCUCUUAAACCUGAGAGUGUAACUUGUUCUGUUUCAUCAUUUUGAUAUCUCAUUUGUGAAGUAGCACAAAUCUUUGCUUGAUCUGACAGUAUGUUUCAUCUUUUGCAAAAUCAGAAGGAAAAAAAUCAUGGUGUGGACAUCAUUAUA